Molecule: messenger RNA, 1068 nt
Organism: Mus caroli (Ryukyu mouse)
Lineage: Eukaryota; Metazoa; Chordata; Mammalia; Rodentia; Muridae
Source: RefSeq, a predicted model, not a curated record
AUGCCCAAUUCUCACAUGGCAGCACAGAAUAAGCAAGUCCUGGCAGUUGUGACUAUCGAGCGAAUGCUGGAGAGGCUGAAAAAGUCCAAUGAACUCUUGGAGCUCAUUCUUAAAGGGCUGAAUGAGUACUUGGAAAAGAAGCGCCUCUUCUUCCCCAGGUUCUUUUUCCUGUCGAAUGAUGAGCUCCUCGAGAUCCUGUCUGAGACUAAGGAUCCCACCCGAGUGCAGCCUCACCUCAAGAAAUGCUUUGAAGGAAUUGCAAAGGUCGAAUUUACAGAAACUUUGGAUAUUACACAUAUGAAGAGUAGUGAGGGAGAAGUUGUGGCUCUUGUAGAUACCAUUUCAACAGCCAAAGCCAGGGGCCAGGUGGAGAAGUGGUUGGUUGAGUUAGAGAGGACUAUGAUUAAGUCCAUUCACAAGGUGAUUGGAGAUGCAAUUGCUGCAUAUACCAAACAUUCACGAAUUAGUUGGGUAAGAGAUUGGCCUGGACAGACUGUUCUCUGUGUAUCUCAAACCUUCUGGACGGUAGAAGUCCAAACUGCUAUACCUAAGGGGCAUCAGGCCCUUGAAGACUACUUGGCAAAAUGUAACCAUCAAAUUGAUGAUAUUGUCACAUUGGUUCGUGGCAAAUUGUCCAAGCAGAACCGUGUUACUCUGGGAGCCCUUGUGGUACUGGAUGUUCAUGCUAGAGAUGUGCUUGCCAGCCUUGUAGAUAAAAAAAUCAGUGAUGACUCGGACUUCCAGUGGUUAAGUCAGCUUAGAUACUACUGGCAAGAAAAUAAUUUAGAAACAAAGAUGAUCAAUGCUGGUUUGCGAUAUGGCUAUGAAUAUCUGGGAAAUUCCCCUAGACUAGUCAUAACCCCACUCACAGACCGCUGUUACAGGACCUUAUUUGGAGCCCUUCACCUGCACCUUGGAGGAGCACCUGAGGGCCCAGCUGGUACCGGAAAGACAGAAACAACCAAGGAUUUAGCAAAAGCGGUUGCCAAACAGUGUGUCGUUUUCAACUGCUCCGAUGGGCUGGAUUAUUUGGCUUUAGGAAAAUUCUUUAAGGUUUGGAUCAACUAA